AGUGUUUUGAGUUAAUAAUAAAAGAUGGCGCACUAAAUCAAAUUUUUGGAAUCAAAAAUUAGCGAUUUUAAAACUAUGGUUUUGCUUAAUUCUUGUUAAUUAUACCUUUUGGGUGUUUAUUGUUUAACUUUUUUAAUUCUUAUUAAUUAUUAAAAAGGAUUAGUUUUAAUUAUUUGAUGCGCGUUUCGUUUCUCUGUCAGUCGCCAUCUUGCGUCCACUGUUUAUUGUUUGAGGCUCCCCGCGCCCGCUGUUUGUAUUUUCGUCGAUUUUCCGAGUUUUCCGGUGAUGGUGUGUUGCGUUUUCGAUGCGUAUCGACCGAAAAUGUCCCCAACUAUCGAUUGCGGUAAAAUUCGCUUGGAAAAUCGCGCCCCCGGCCCCGUUUAAAGCGAAUUUCGUCGUGCGAUUUUCGUAAUGGCCUCCUCGCGUCCCCUCUAAACGUGCCAGGAACAAUGACAGUGUGCGUUUUCACGUGAUAAUCGGUUUGAAAUACACGUUUCCCGCACAGGGAAAAUGACCCCACUGUCCCCCCGCUGAUCCCCACCGAAACAUGAACUCCGAGGCGCAAAACCCCAUGAAUGGGGCCCACAAUGCCGCCAACGAACCCGAAUUGUUGAAGGGGAACAGUCAGAGGCCUCCACCCCCAACUACAACAGUGCCUACGGACUUACGUGUAAAUACCGCUUUGAGUGCAGUUACUUUGAGUAAUGUCGCCAAGUAUUGGGUACUCACCAAUUUGUUACCGGGGCCAAUUCCACAAGUUUAUAGUCUUCCCGGAACUACUAGGACUGAUAAUCAAGGAAAAGUUAAUCAGGAUGGGAUGAUGGGUCAACACACAAACUUAAUAAACGCCGAUUCACUUUUAUUACAACAACACCAACCCGUCAGCAUAGCCACAUCACAAUCAAUGAGCAAUUUGGCGAUCCCCACGAACGCUAUGCACUUAGACGCCCAAUCCCAAGGACAUCAAAUGAAUACCCAUCAGCAGCAACAACAACAACAGCAACAAUCAUCGGAGCAGCAGCAAUCAAUGAAUCAAUCGCAUCAGCAAAUGAACGGCCAACCACCGGGGCCUAACCCGCCAGGAUCCGGUAUGGUUCAAGUACAGGUACAAAACAACAGUUUGGUCUCUGUUAUAGAAGACAACAAAGACCACAAGGAUCUGAUUACGAACGAAAUGCCUCCGAUUAACGAUAAUAAUCAAUCGAUGGGGCAACACCAACAGCAGCAACAUCAAAAUCAACAUCCCAACAUGCAAAUGCAUCAUUUACAAGUACAACAAGUUUUAGAUAACGUUGUUCAUACAGUUGAAAAUAACCCGCAACAAAACAACACAGAAGAAAUGCAAGAUGGGAUGAUAAUAAAAGACGAAAAGAACAUUCAGAAUUGUUCGAAAUUUUUAGGCACCCAAUUUGGCCUCCAAGACAUUAAAGGCAGCUCGAUGGACGUUAGAACGGCCGAUGGGAGUAUCGUAAAAAUCGCCGGGAUACAAGAACAAGACUUAGUGAAAACAUUAGGGGUCGAAGUCGUUCAAAACAUGUAUAAAGUUAACGUUGAAGAUAUCAAUCAAUUAUUAGCCUAUCACGAGGUUUUCGGAAAACUCCAAGGCGAAAUUACAACCACCCCUACGACGGUCGUUCAACAUAACGUUAAUUUACAACAGGGUGGAAAUAACAAUAUUGCUUUAGUUACACCAAAAACGUUGGUCGAAAAUGAUCAAGAACCGACUACCAGUAGCAUCGCUACUGAUAGUCCACCAAUUGUAUCGGCAAGUCAGGUUUGCGAUUUGUGUGGCAAGAUGUUUCAAUACAGGUAUCAACUGAUAGUGCACAGACGUUACCACGCAGAACGCAAGCCGUUUACUUGCCAAGUGUGCGGUAAAGCCUUCACGAACGCGGCGGAAUUAACAAGGCACGGGAAAUGCCACCUGGGCGGAAGUAUGUUUACUUGCUCGGUGUGUUUCCAUGUCUUCGCUAACUCCGCCAGUUUAGAGAGGCACAUGAAACGGCACUCAACGGAAAAACCAUACAAUUGCACGAUUUGUUUAAAAGCGUUCGCCCGAAAAGAACAUUUAGAAAAUCACACACGUUGUCACACCGGUGAAACUCCAUAUCGUUGUCAGUUUUGUUCGAAAACGUUCACCCGAAAAGAACACAUGGUGAAUCACGUGCGUAAACACACCGGAGAAACACCGCAUCGAUGCGAGAUUUGUAAAAAAUCGUUUACGCGUAAAGAACAUUAUAAUAAUCACGUGAUGUGGCAUACUGGGGAGACCCCACAUCAUUGUACGAUUUGUGGUAAAAAGUAUACUCGCCGAGAACAUUUAGCGAAUCAUAUGAGAUCGCACACGAAUGAUACUCCGUUUCGUUGUGAAAUUUGUGGGAAAAGUUUUACUCGAAAAGAACACUUUACGAAUCAUAUUAUGUGGCAUACCGGUGAAACUCCUCAUCGAUGCGAUUUUUGUUCCAAGACUUUUACACGAAAAGAGCAUUUAUUGAAUCACGUGAGACAACACACGGGGGAAUCACCUCAUCGUUGCGGUUAUUGUAGUAAAAGUUUUACAAGAAAAGAACAUUUAAUUAACCACGUUAGGCAACACACGGGUGAAACUCCAUUUCGAUGUAGUUAUUGCCCGAAAGCUUUCACUCGGAAAGAUCAUUUGGUGAAUCACGUUCGGCAACACACCGGGGAAUCACCACAUAAAUGCCCGAUGUGUACUAAAUCGUUUACAAGAAAAGAACAUUUAACGAAUCACGUGAGACAACAUACGGGGGAAUCACCUCAUCGUUGUCAUUUUUGUUCGAAGUCGUUUACUCGGAAGGAACAUUUAACGAAUCAUGUAAGAAUCCACACUGGGGAAUCACCACAUCGAUGCGAAUUCUGUCAAAAAACCUUCACAAGAAAAGAACAUUUAACGAAUCAUUUGAGACAACACACAGGGGAGACCCCGCAUUGUUGUAAUGUGUGCUCGAAACCCUUCACUCGUAAAGAACAUUUAAUUAAUCAUAUGAGGUCACACACGGGGGAGCGCCCAUUCGCUUGCGGUGAAUGCGGGAAAAGUUUCCCAUUGAAAGGGAAUUUAUUGUUUCAUCAACGAUCUCAUAAUAAAGGCCCAACUGCGGAUCGCCCGUUCCGAUGCGAUCUUUGCGACAAAGACUUUAUGUGUAAAGGACAUUUGGUGUCGCAUCGUAGAUCGCAUAGCGGUGAGCGUCCCUUUGCGUGCUCGGAAUGCGGAAAAACGUUCGUCGAAAAAGGGAAUAUGAUGCGUCAUAUGAGGAAACAUACGAAUGAGAUUAACGGACAAAACAAUAUUGGGGAAAAUCCGGGGCAAUCAGGGGUUAAUGUGAGUCAAAAUAACCCCCAAACGGGUAAUAACCCCGUGGUUACAUCCGUAGCGAAUUUACAAAUACCACAGGUCACUCAAACGAUGGCUAAUUCCGGGCAGGGACAACAUAAUAUGCCCAUACACCCACAAAAUUCUCACCCCGUUGUUGUACCAACAGCGAAUGGAAACGUUUUAGCGAGUUAUUGACGAUAUUAGAAAUUUUUAAGUUUAUUUUUUGAUUCAGUUGAGGAAAUUAUUAAAAGGUACGAUGCGAUUUAUUUUUUUG
Molecule: messenger RNA, 3608 nt
Organism: Onthophagus taurus
Lineage: Eukaryota; Metazoa; Arthropoda; Insecta; Coleoptera; Scarabaeidae
Source: RefSeq, a predicted model, not a curated record